This is a messenger RNA of Meira miltonrushii, 858 nucleotides long. RefSeq lists its product as uncharacterized. The transcript is spliced from 2 exons. The record is from RefSeq and is a predicted model, not a curated record. Lineage: Eukaryota; Fungi; Basidiomycota; Exobasidiomycetes; Exobasidiales; Brachybasidiaceae. Gene Ontology annotation, molecular function: 8-oxo-dGDP phosphatase activity. Bases 1 to 858 code for a protein of 285 amino acids.
AUGGAUCUGCUUACUGUCGUACAGCAAUGUCAUAAUGACGAUCCAUGGUCAGACACCAGCUUGACGCCAUUCUUUCUCAGUCAACCUCCUCAAGGCGUUCAGAUCGGAUUCCUGCCUCCAUCUGUGGAUAGAAAACAGGUCUGGCUCAAUGAUUCACUACAGACCAAGAAAGCUAGAACGGAAGGAUUGAGGCAAAUCGUUGAAUCAUGGCGUGAUCGAAAUAUAUUCCCUGAUCCAUUAAAAGGAUGGAGAAAUGAAUUAUACAGCAUUUAUGGACCUGAUCGAAAAGAAGCUUUUGCAUUGGAACGUUCUGCUUGUGCUUUAUUCGGUUUGGCAACGUUUGGAGUUCAUGCUACUGCUUAUACAUCAAAUUAUAAAAUAUGGGUACCUAAACGAGCACAUAACAAAUCAACUUGGCCAGGUUAUUUGGAUAAUUCCGUUGCAGGUGGAAUAAGUGCAGGAGAUUCACCUUUUGAUUCAAUGGUACGUGAAUGCGGAGAAGAAGCAGGAAUGCAAGAAUCUUUGGCACGUUCAGCGAUGAAACAAAAUGGUGUGAUUUCAUACUUUUAUCGUACGCCUUUAGGAUGGAGACAGCCAGAAGUGGAAUAUACUUAUGAUAUUCUAGUACCUGAUUCAUUUCAACCUAAACCCAUAGAUGGAGAAGCGGAAUCAUUCGAAUUGAUGGAUAUUGAUCAAAUUUUACCCUUAAUGAAACAAGGCAAAUUCAAACCGAAUUGCGCUUUAGUCUUGAUCGAUUUUUUGAUUCGACAUGGUUUUCUAACGAUGGAGAAUUGUGAUUGCGAUUAUGUCAAGUUGGUUUGCUCUCUUCAUAAUGAUUUACGAUUGCCAGGUCCAUGA